AUGACUGUCCUCAGAGCUGCUCCUGAUUACUCCUCACUGCUCCUGUAUGGCUGUCCUCAGCUGCUCCUCAUUAAAAGGCUUGACUCAGACGUCAUCCUGAACGUCAGCUCCCCAUUGGUGCUGCAGUGCCGUGGUGAUGCCCUGGUCACCUGGCAACCCCGGCUGGCCAGACAUAAGAAGCACAUCGUUAAGGGCUACGCGAGAACCCAGACCCAGACAUUCCGAGUGCUACGAGCAGAGGCAGAACACACAGGAACAUACAAGUGUGUGUACACCAACACCAGCCUGAAGCACAUCUACUCCACCGUGCACGUGUAUGUGGGCGAGUCCUGUGUCCUGCCCUGUCUGAUCACCAACCCCACCCUGGCACCCAUCACACUGCGAUUGGCUAAUGGCUCGGCCCCGCCCCCUGACCUCAACUUCACCUCCGACCCCCACAAGGGCGUCAAGCUCCUUCAGCUGAGCCACACCCACACCGGUGACUACGUCUGCUCCGCCCACUCUGGAGAUCAACUAGAGAUCUUCUCCAGAACCUUCAGCAUCAACGUCAUCCCGAGGUUACAGGCUCCACCCUACGUGUUUCUGCAGCAGACUAAGUAUGUGCGCAUUGUGGGGGAGGAGCUAAAGAUCAGCUGCACCACCCACAACCCCAACUUUAACUACAACAUCACCUGGAUACACAACUCCUCACACGCGUUGCGUGUGGAGGAGGAUGUAAAAUCAAAGGGCAGUCAGCUGGACAUCGAGAGCAUCUACACCAUUCCUGAGGUAACGGCAGACGAUUCCGGAUAUAUCACCUGUGUGGGAACCAACGAAGCUGGAAUCAACAGCUCAUCCACACAUCUACAAGUGAUAGAUGAGGCGUACGUGAGGCUGCGUGUGGUGCUCCCCUCUGAGCUGGUUGGGGGUGGGGGGGUGUCAGAGGUGAGCGAGGGGGAGGAUGUUGAGGUGCAGCUGCUGAUUGAAGCCUACCCGGACCUCACCACACACACCUGGAUCUUGCCUUACAACUCCACCAACAAGGGACACAUCUACCGCCAUGGGCCCUACAGGUGGGAGGCCUCUCUGCUUCUCCGGCGUGUGAACUAUCAGGAGCAGGGCCUUUACACCUUCACUGCCCUCAGCCCCAAAGCCGAUGCAUCCAUCUCCUUCACUCUCCUCAUGUACCCCACCCCAGCACCACCUACCCCAACUAUACUUUAUCUGUGA
Molecule: messenger RNA, 1209 nt
Organism: Clupea harengus (Atlantic herring)
Lineage: Eukaryota; Metazoa; Chordata; Actinopteri; Clupeiformes; Clupeidae
Gene: csf1ra
Product: macrophage colony-stimulating factor 1 receptor
Exons: 8
Coding region: 1-1209 (402 amino acids)
Biological process (GO): multicellular organism development; positive regulation of kinase activity; positive regulation of cell migration
Cellular component (GO): plasma membrane; CSF1-CSF1R complex; signaling receptor complex
Molecular function (GO): growth factor binding; macrophage colony-stimulating factor receptor activity; ATP binding
Source: RefSeq, a predicted model, not a curated record